Messenger RNA from Jaculus jaculus (lesser Egyptian jerboa), 861 nucleotides. RefSeq names its product galactosidase beta 1 (gene Glb1). The transcript has 8 exons. Lineage: Eukaryota; Metazoa; Chordata; Mammalia; Rodentia; Dipodidae. Gene Ontology annotation, molecular function: beta-galactosidase activity. Gene Ontology annotation, cellular component: vacuole. Gene Ontology annotation, biological process: carbohydrate metabolic process. The record is from RefSeq and is a predicted model, not a curated record. Bases 16 to 861 code for a protein of 281 amino acids.
GUGCGCGGCGCGGUCAUGCGGGGUCUCGGGCCCGCCACGCUCGCCGCGCUGCUGGCGCCGCUGCUGCUGGGCUCCGCGCUUCGCUUCCGCAGCAGGAGAGCUGGGUCUCGUCUUCCCCCACGGAGCUGGACUCUGCAAGCCUCUGGGCCUGCCUCCCAGAGGACGUUCGCGCUGGACUACAAGCACAACUGCUUCCUCAAGGAUGGCCAGCCGUUUCGCUACAUCUCGGGGAGCAUCCACUACUUCCGGGUACCCCGCUUCUACUGGGAGGACCGGCUGCUGAAGAUGAAGAUGGCUGGGCUGAAUGCCAUCCAGACGUAUGUUCCCUGGAACUUUCACGAGCCUCAGCCAGGGCAAUAUCAGUUUUCGGGGGACCAUGAUGUGGAACAUUUCAUUCGGCUGGCUCACGAGCUGGGACUGCUGGUCAUCCUGAGGCCCGGACCCUACAUCUGUGCAGAAUGGGACAUGGGGGGAUUACCUGCUUGGCUACUAGAGAAUGAAUCUAUUACCCUCCGUUCUUCAGACCCAGCUUACAUUGCAGCUGUGGAAAAGUGGUUGGCCGUCCUUCUGCCCAAGAUGAAGCCUUUCCUCUAUCAGAACGGAGGGCCCAUUAUAACAGUGCAGGUUGAAAAUGAAUAUGGCUCCUACUUCUCCUGUGAUUAUGACUACAUGCGCAUCCUGCUAAAAAUCUUCCGCUCCCACCUAGGUAAUGAUGUGGUUUUGUUCACCACUGAUGGCGCCUAUGAACGUGUUCUACUGUGUGGGAGCCUGCAGGACCUCUAUGCCACCGUGGACUUUGGAACAAACCAGCCUGGUCCGUGGACAGACACUCCGCUCAGGUGGAUCCACCUGCAUGGCUGA